AUGGCCAAAGUUUCAUCGGCAUCGAAAAUCAUCAUCUGGGACGAAUGCACAAUGGCGCAUAAACGUGCAUUAGAAGCACUUAACCGAACAUUGAAAGAUUUACGGAAUGACUCGAGAUGUUUUUGGAGGAGCAAUGAUUUUACUGUCUGGCGAUUUCCGCCAAACACUGCAGACGAACUUAUCAACAAUGUAUUUAACGACAUUAUUUCUAACUACAAAAAUAAUGAAUGGUUGAGUGAGCGAGCAAUUUUAGCGGCUAAGAAUAAAGAUGUAGACGACCUGAACUAUAUAAUUCAAAAUAAGAUCAUUGAAACAAUGCAUUCAUUCAAAUCUAUUGACUGCGUCACAAAUGAAGAUGAAGCCACCAACUAUCCAAUUGAAUUUUUAAACUCCUUGGAUGUGCCUGGCUUACCACCGCAAAAUUUACGCCUAAAGGUUGGCUCCGUAGUAAUCAUGCUUCGAAACAUAAACCACCAAAACUGUAAGGAAGUUCUCAUUUCGACGAUCCCCAUGAUCCCAACCGAUUUGCCGUUUGAAUUUAAAAGACUUCAAUUUCCGAUCCGUCUUGCAUUUUCCAUGACCAUCAACAAAUCACAAGGCCAAUCCUUAAAAGUUUGUGGUUUGAAUCUAGAACAUCCAUGUUUUUCCCAUGGUCAAUUGACUGCACGGAUGGCGUAG
Arctia plantaginis is the source of this 678-nucleotide messenger RNA. NCBI's taxonomy places the organism in Eukaryota, Metazoa, Arthropoda, Insecta, Lepidoptera, Erebidae. The record is from the annotation of a GenBank genome assembly.